This is a messenger RNA of Anopheles funestus (African malaria mosquito), 1949 nucleotides long. RefSeq lists its product as uncharacterized. The coding region runs from base 429 to 1223 and encodes 264 amino acids. Gene Ontology annotation, molecular function: zinc ion binding; nucleic acid binding. The transcript has 2 exons. NCBI's taxonomy places the organism in Eukaryota, Metazoa, Arthropoda, Insecta, Diptera, Culicidae. The record is from RefSeq and is a predicted model, not a curated record.
AAACAUAACUUUGACCUGGUCGGACGUGUUUUUCAAGUGCUCCUACCCGAAAACUGUGUUUGUGAGAUUAGUGCUGGAUUUGUGUGUGCUACCUAGUCGUGCUGCUAUCUCGUGUGCUGGGCAGUGUUGUUACCCUGCGUACCCCUGUUACACUUUCACCUGGUGAUCUUGUACCCGGGGGUAAAAGUGCUCGUGGAUUCUGUGCCGUGGUGUGCCAUAAAAACAGUUUUAAGCGUAGUUUAGUCUAAGCCGAUUUCAUAACUUUUGUGUCCUGUGCUAAAGAAAUCGUUUUUUCUCGGAUAAUUAAACCGUUUAAUUAAGAGUUCUUUGUAGUGUGGGUGAUUUACUUUUUUCGCGCCGUGCAUUACCGGAAAAUUUGAUAGUGGUUGUCCACAUUUUUGAUUAUUUUUUCUGGGCCCGGCAUUAAUAUGUCAGGCCCAUUUUCCCUUGAGAGGGAUUAUCCACCUCUCGGUGGUCCCUCUCGGAAUAAAAGGCCCGUUCCCGAGUGGAUGGACAAAAGUAACGAAAAUGGUGAUAUGAAAUUCCUUGUUCUCCAAACCACCGACGACUCUCCCCUCCCUAAGAACCCUUUUAUUGUCGGUAAAUCUAUUUCCUCUCUUGCUGGUGAGCUUUCCGAGCCCGGCAAAAUUAUUGACAACGGCAAAAAACUCCUCCUGAAAACACGUAGUGCCCGCCAAUUCCAAACCCUCCUAUCCCUCACCAAACUCAUUGACGGAACCAGUGUCAGUGUUACCCCGCAUGCAACCCUGAAUAGUGUUCAGUGUGUCAUUUUCUCCCCGGACCUUAAAGAAGUGAGUGACGAUAUUAUCCUUAACGAGUUAAAAGAACAACGUGUAGUGUCAGUUCGCCGAUUCACGCGUAAAAUAAACAAUGAAAUAGUGCCGACCAAUAUCUUCCUGCUCCGCAUUAACGCCACCACCAUCCCUGCAACCAUCCGCCUUGGUGCGCUACAAGUUUCCACCCGACCGUAUUACCCGAAACCAAUGAUGUGCUACAACUGUACCCAAUAUGGUCACACCAAAAUGAGCUGCAAGGUAGCGCAAAAUUGUUCCAACUGCGGUACACCAGCCCACGGAGAAUGCAUCGUCGAUCCCGUGUGUUUGAACUGCAAAGGACCCCACAACGCCUUCUCCCGUUCCUGUCCACGACGGCUCCGUUCAUCUGGACUCAGCUGGCUGUGGGAUCCAUUCCAAUUCAGAUAACUGCGCCAUUAAACUACCUAACCACACUUCAAUUUUCUCCGCCGAAGCAACAGCAAUCCUAUUAGCCGCCGACGAAGGACUUCGGACCGACCGACCGAACGUCAUUUUUUCCGACAGUGCCAGUGUCCUGGCCGCACUGGAACACGGCACCUCCAAAGAUCCCUACAUCCAGCUCCUUGACGCCAUUCCUGCAUCCCCGACAAUCGUUUUCUGCUGGAUCCCUGGUCAUUCCGGAAUUCGUGGAAACGAGAAAGCCGAUCGUCUGGCCAACCGAGGUCGACUAAAUCAAGAUACCACACACAACAUCCUCUCCCGCCGAGAUGCCAUUCGCUUCACCAACACCAUAGUUUCUCAACACUGGAACUGCACCUGGAACAACGUAGACCCCUCCACAAACCUUCGUUCCAUCAAGCAAACUACCGCUUCAUGGGACGACACCGAUUCCAGCCAUCAUCAACGAAUCCUGUCCCGCCUUCGAAUAGGUCACACGCGCCUGACCCACUCCUACAUCCUCGACAAAUCCAGUCCUCCACUCUGCAGUUAUUGCGGCGUUGACAUCACCGUCCGCCACAUCCUCACCGAUUGCCACGGAUACACGACACACCGAGCCACCUGCCAACUAGACACCGACUUCACCACAAUUCUAUCACCUGACAAAGUACAAGAGAAACGCCUUAUUCGAUUUUUACGCAUCAGCCAACUUUAUAAAGAAAUCUAAUCAACAGC